Molecule: messenger RNA, 1089 nt
Organism: Rhizophagus irregularis DAOM 181602=DAOM 197198
Lineage: Eukaryota; Fungi; Glomeromycota; Glomeromycetes; Glomerales; Glomeraceae
Source: RefSeq, a predicted model, not a curated record
AAUGCCACCUUAGAUUUUACGUUAAUUGAACAGUGUCUAAAAAUCUUAGAGAAUUCCACUCUUUUCUGUUCCGAAAAUCAAAGAUGUAUUGUAGAAGAUAAAGAUCUUUUGCACAUGCUUUUAGAAUUACUAUUGUAUUGUCAAGUAGAAGCCUGUGGAAAGAACGUAGAGGAAGCGUCCUUAGCAUUAGAAUGUUUACUUGGUACUCUUAGAGUGUUGAUUAACUUGACAAAUGAAAAUUUACCAGCUUGCCAGUAUGUUGGAUCACAUUUAGGAAUGUCGAUUCUGAUGAGAUUAGCCACUGUCGGACAACUUCCUAAUGCCGUCAAGUUUGAUGUGUUAUUACUUAGUAUUGGUUUACUAAUCAACUUGGUCGAAACUGAUUCAAACAUUCAAGAUGAAUUCCGGAAAGUUGAUCAAAAUCCAACAUGUCCUGGUUCUCGAAUGUGUAUGCGAACUUGCACGUGUCCGUCACGUGAAUCUGCUGUAUCAUGCCUUGUUUCUUUGUACAACUAUCAGCUUGAAAAAGAUGAUGAUGAGACUGAUAGCAAUAUCGUAGCAGCAUAUAUGGCUGUUUUGCUUGGCUUAUUAAUAAAAAAUAAUCAAGAUAACCAACAAUUGAUAAUUGAGCGAUUGCCGGAUCGAUCGGUCAAUUCUUUAAUUAAUCUCCUUCAGCAGUUUGUGCAUUUCAAUGAACUAGUUGGUGAAGAAGCUACAGCGAACGGUCACGCAAGUGGCCAAAUGUUAAUGAGUUCCUCUUCUUUAAAUAAUUACCAAACUAAAUUAGAAAAUCAAGGACGAACUAUCGGUGAUUCGUUUUUGGAAAUUGUAGAUAUGUUGAAAUCCUUGGAAUCAUAAAGACACCAAUGACAUCCAAGGUCAAAGUAAAUAUUAGGUAUGAAUAUAUUGAAAGGAUUCAAACUCAAAUUUGCUAAAUCAGUUUUUUUGAUUCUUAUCCCUAUCAUAUUUUACAACAUAUAAAAUGAAUUUGUAAUUGUUGUAAUUGUAAAUUUACUUUUUUUUAUCCUCACUAUUAGUUCAUUCGAUUUUACUUCAUAUUGUUUAUACUUCAUUUCAUUUCUUUUUUUU